Messenger RNA from Fraxinus pennsylvanica, 1554 nucleotides. The record is from the annotation of a GenBank genome assembly. Lineage: Eukaryota; Viridiplantae; Streptophyta; Magnoliopsida; Lamiales; Oleaceae.
AUGGGCGGCGGAGGUGGUGGUGGAGCAUCAUCUCAGAUAAAGAAAGCGGCCAGGAGAAUCUUUGUCCAGACAUGUGGCUCUUUUUGCCAUAGACAACAAGCCCAUGUUCUUGAUACCUCCACCGGCACAACUGCUACAGGUUCUAGUGAUUCGCCUAGCAAUUCUUCUUCUGCAUAUCCCAAGAAGAAUUUUUCUUGCAAUAAUGUGUCCUCUGAAAUUUGGCAAUCUGAUUCAAGCACUGGCCCUUCUUCUUCGUCUUCUAACAAGAAUUUGUGCACAAUAUGUCUCGAUCCUCUAAAUUACAGCUCCGGCAGCAGUCCAGGCCAGGCAAUAUUCACAGCACAAUGUUCUCAUGCUUUCCAUUUUGCAUGCAUCUCGUCAAAUGUUAACCACGGCAGUGUUACUUGCCCAAUUUGCCGUGCACAUUGGACUCAGCUACCUCGCAACCUAAAUACUCGAUGUUCCCUCCAUUACAACAAGACCGAUCCUAUUCUAAGGAUCCUUGAUGAUUCAAUUGCUAAUUUUCGGGUUCACAGGCGAUCUUUUCUAAGAUCUGCUCGAUAUGAUGAUGAUGAUCCGAUCGAGCCUGACCACUCGACUGAUCAAUCUCGUCUCCAUCUCUCCAUAGUUCCAUCACAACAUCAUUUAUCUAGUUCUUCUCUAAUGGCAGAAUCACCACAUGCCGUACAACAUCUUCCCACAACCGGUGGAAAUUCCUUUCUCUGCUCCACAAAUAACAGAGCUUAUCUUUGUGUAAAGUUAGCACAUCAACCCGCAACUGAUUUGGUCUUAGUUGCAAGCCCGAAUGGGCCACACUUGAGGCUCAUGAAGCAAUCCAUGGCACUCGUGGUAUCCUCACUACGUCCCAUGGAUAGAUUGGCCAUUGUUACCUACUCAUCUGCUGCAGCACGCAUUUUCUCUCUCAGGCGCAUGACUUCAUAUGGAAAGCGAAAAGCAUUACAAGUCAUUGAUCGGUUAUUCUAUAUGGGACAAGCAGAUCCAAUGGAAGGGCUAAAGAAAGGAGUAAAGAUACUAGGUGAUCGUGUCCACAGGAACCCCGAGUCAUGUAUCCUGCAUUUGUCCGACAAUCUAUCAAGAUCCUAUCAUCGGUUUGACAUGGAAGUUCCGGUUAAAAUCCAUAGAUUCCAUGUAGGGUUUGGAUACGGCACUUCAAAUGGUUUUAUCAUGAAUGCAUUUGAGGAAUUCCUUGCAAGAACUCUUGGAGGUGCAAUCAGAGACAUCCAGUUGAGGAUUGGGGAAGGCGCUAGGGUAGUUAGGAUCGGAGAACUCAGAGGUGGCGAGGAGAGGAAGAUUCCAUUAUAUUUAGGCGAGUCAGGACAUGUUCGAUUGGAGUUUAGCUAUGUCGACAGUGAAGAUGAAGAACACGUGAGGACAGGUGAAACUGUUGUUGGCAUUAUGGACAAAGGGGAUAUAAGCGAUGGUGCAGAUGCCAUUCCCAUAUGUGGAAGGACCAGCAGUGUUGAGAGUUGGGAUUACUAUGAUCCUUUCAUGGCUAGAAGAUGGGCAAAACAUUUGCAUGGCUAUAGGCUAUAA